Molecule: messenger RNA, 936 nt
Organism: Capronia epimyces CBS 606.96
Lineage: Eukaryota; Fungi; Ascomycota; Eurotiomycetes; Chaetothyriales; Herpotrichiellaceae
Exons: 1
Coding region: 1-936 (311 amino acids)
Molecular function (GO): glycosyltransferase activity
Source: RefSeq, a predicted model, not a curated record
AUGCCGACACCGCAGGAGCAGAAGGGAGCGCCGAAUAGAGUCUGGACCACACUCAUCACCAACACCCAGUAUCUGUCUGGGCUCCUAACUCUUGACUACUCCCUGAAAAAGGCGGGCUCAAAGUAUCCUCUCGUUGCGCUGUACACCGACACAUUCCCUCCCGAAGGACUCGAAGCUCUUCGAAAAAGAGAAAUUCCAGCCCAAAAGAUCCUGUACCUUCUCCCCUCAGUCUCCAAGGACUAUGCCAACGACCCGCGAUUCUACGACUGUUGGAGUAAGCUCACUCCAUUCAGUCUCACCGAGUAUGACCGGGUAGUGCAACUGGACAGUGACAUGAUGGUGCUCCAGAACAUGGAUGAGCUGAUGGAAAUGGAGUUGGAUGCGCCUGAGUUGAAUGGCGACGGAAACAGAGUAUAUGCGGCCAGUCAUGCCUGUGCAUGUAAUCCUCUGAAGAAACCACACUACCCUACACACUGGGUACCGGAGAACUGUGCUUUCACAACUCAACACACUACUCCUGAUGAGGCGCAAACCAUCGGUCCCUCGCCCACCGCGGGCAUUGCUUGUCCUAAUGGGGGGCUUGUUGUGUGCAAUCCCAGUCAAGGGACGUAUGACAAGAUUCUUGAAGCUAUGCAGAAUGGCGACAUAACCUCUGCUUACGACUUCGCCGAUCAGAGUCUACUAGGUGACCGGUUUCAUGGACGCUGGGUGGGCUUGCCCUAUAUCUACAACGCAUUGAAGACGCUUCGGUGGAAAGGUGUGCACGACGUCAUCUGGCGGGAUGACCAGGUGAAAAAUAUCCAUUAUAUAUUGAGUCCCAAGCCGUGGGACGAGAAGGCUGAAGAGACAGAAGAUGAAACACAUCUCUGGUGGCACAAGAUGAAUGAUGAGAGACUUCAGCAAGAAAGUACCAACGGGGUCAAGGACGGUUUCUGA